GCGAUUCGCUUCCGCUCCCCUCACGCCAAACCCCUCUUACCCUCAUCUUCUCUUCCACACAAAACUUGUCACCCAGAAUCAGAUUUCUUUUCUUUCUCGAUUUAAUUUUAAUCUGUCAAAAGAACUCACACCUUAUCAAAAACGGAGAAAGAAAACAAAAGAAAAACGAGGCAAUGAAAGAAAUGGGAGAAAUCAGAGGAGAGACAAUGGAAGGAGGAGAUAAGAAGGCAGAGGUGAUUCUGGUGCGCACAUUGGCUGCAGAUGUGCCGGAACUGUAUAAUAAAGAUGGCAUACGCUGUCGGCGUGUACGAUUUAACCAGGUGGAUCUGAGUGAAGGUAAAAUAAAGAGCAAUUGCUUUCCUCCAAUGUUGAAUUGGUUUUGCGAUGGUGCUAUGGUGCGUUCGGACAGUGGUCCAGUGGUUUACCUUAUAGGCGGUCUGUCCAGCAGAGAUGAGCUAACAUGUGAACCAAUAGAUGGAGCCAGUUCUGAUGAUGUGUACUACAAAUGCGGCUGUCGGAUGGACUUGCAGAAAGAAGAGGAAGGUAGGGUGUGGGAGCAGAUUGAUCUUCCUAUCAAAAAUUGCUAUAUUCCCUUUUGCGCAUCGCUGUUUGGAAAGCUUUAUGAGUUUGGAUUUCGCUGCCUCCACACUCCCGAGGUUUUUGAUCCGAAUGGAGGAGUUAUCUCCGACCCUCAGAAUUCCCGUUUUCUUGUGCACCUCUAUGAUGGAACCCUGUAUGCUUUCUACCCCGGUUCUGGUGAGUGGGAGCGUAAUGGGAGUCUGUUUCACUGGAGGUAUCGUAAUGUGGUUCUUGUGGACAAUGUCUUGUACAUUCAUGACUUCAAGUCCCGGGGUUUCCUCUAUGCCUAUGAUGUUGCGAGGCGCCAAGAGCUCAAGGUUACUUGGUCCUCAAAGAAGUAUGAAUACAGCAAUGGUUAUCGUGUUAAAGUGACCAAGUAUGAGUUUGAUGCUAUGUUUUAUGUUGGCGGUGGCCAUUUCCGGAUGGCUACUUGGUCUCCUUGUGAUGGAGAUGAAGGAACCACCAGUAGUGCUUCUACUAUGUUCUUCAAGUUCAAAGUUGAUCGCCCCAACAAUGGUCUCAACGUCGUUUGCACUCCCGUUGAUGUCCAAUGCCAUGAUAUCCCAAACACCAUCGAAGUUACAGGGUUCCUACUGCUCUAGGAGGCAAGCAAUUGAUUGUGGGGUGCUUCCCAUUAAGGUUAUUGAAUGGUUGCCAUGUCAUCUUUGGUUGACAAAUAAAAUAUGCUUUACUUGGUGGUGUAUUCCAUUUAGUGUUUGCCUAUUUAUAGGUUGUUGUACCUUUCAAGUUACUCAAGUCUUCUUUGUCAUUUCUUUCGGACAGUCGUUAAUACGUUGUUCUUUGUAAAAUUCAUUGGUCCUUGAUAUUGAUUAUUUUCUUAGUCAUCAUAUGAAUGUAUGCGUACUCGAGCAAAUUUUAGCCGGCUGUUUUUCUGUACUCAUACACUAAUAACAGACUUAGAGACUU
This is a messenger RNA of Cuscuta campestris, 1506 nucleotides long. NCBI's taxonomy places the organism in Eukaryota, Viridiplantae, Streptophyta, Magnoliopsida, Solanales, Convolvulaceae. The record is from the annotation of a GenBank genome assembly.